Coregonus clupeaformis (lake whitefish) is the source of this 3202-nucleotide messenger RNA. Its product is annotated as transmembrane emp24 domain-containing protein 10. NCBI's taxonomy places the organism in Eukaryota, Metazoa, Chordata, Actinopteri, Salmoniformes, Salmonidae. The coding region runs from base 36 to 656 and encodes 206 amino acids. Gene Ontology annotation, cellular component: endoplasmic reticulum; COPII-coated ER to Golgi transport vesicle; endoplasmic reticulum-Golgi intermediate compartment. The record is from RefSeq and is a predicted model, not a curated record. Gene Ontology annotation, biological process: intracellular protein transport; Golgi organization; endoplasmic reticulum to Golgi vesicle-mediated transport. The transcript has 5 exons.
CUAGCUGUUGCUCGUGUUUGAUUCGGCUUGUAGCCAUGGCUCGGUUCGCUGCCUUACUGCUUUUACCUGUUCUCAUUGAAUCGGUAUUUUCGAUUUCUUUCUUUCUACCGGUAAAUUCAAGGAAAUGUCUACGGGAAGAGAUCCACAAAGACGUGCUCGUCACGGGGGAGUAUGAAAUCAGCGAACAAUCCAACACCAAAACCAACCUGAAGAUCACAGACUCGUCAGGACACACCCUCUACUCAAAGGAAGAUGCAACGAAAGGGAAGUUUGCCUUCACGACAGAGGAUUAUGACAUGUUUGAAGUGUGCUUUGAGAGCAAGUCCCCAAUGGGAACUGGGAGAGUCCCAGACCAGCUGGUUAAUCUGGACAUGAAGCACGGCGUGGAGGCCAAGAACUAUGAAGAGAUCGCCAAGGUGGAGAAGCUGAAGCCCCUGGAGGUGGAGCUAAGGCGGCUGGAAGACCUAUCAGAGUCCAUCGUCAACGACUUUGCCUACAUGAAGAAGAGAGAGGAGGAGAUGAGGGACACCAAUGAGUCCACCAACACACGCGUCUUGUACUUCAGCAUCUUCUCUAUGUGCUGUCUGAUUGGCCUGGCCACCUGGCAGGUCUUCUACCUACGACGCUUCUUCAAGGCAAAGAAGCUCAUCGAGUAGAGGCACCACCACUCCGCCCAGGGGGGGAGCAGCCAAUGCUACCCGACCAACCUCCACCCUCCUCGGACUAACUUCAGCAAAUGUAUAGCUGUGUCCGAAAUAGCUGGAAGAGCUAGAGAUCCGCACGCUGUCAAAAAAAUGAAUAAAUCCAAAUCUGAGGCAAAACAGGAAUAAUUGUAGUCCUUUUAUUGGACAGUGUGCCGGUCUCCAUCUCUUCCAGUAUUCUUAUUUUGACCCUUACACACCUGGAACCAGCACUAUUCAGUAGUAAGGACCUUAAAAGAGCGCAGAAGGCCUCGUAUAAUUCAUAUUUAUGUGUCCUAAAUGCCACCAUAUUCCUUGUAUAGUGCACUACUAUUUACCAGAGCCCCCAUAGGCUCUGAGCCCCAUAGGCUCUGGUCAAAAGUAGUGCACUGUAUAUAUCGAAUAAGGUGGCGUUUUUGGACGUACCCAGUAAUGACGACAAAGGGUUUGAGCAGCGCGAGGUUUCAGGGGCGUGGUGGUGUGAGAGGGCACCAAAGGGUUGCCUAUUCUCUGAAAGCCAUGUACACCUGGGACACAUUCAGCGGAGUGAAACAUUUAAAAAAUACACAAAAAAAAUACAGGUAGAAAUAUACAAAAUGUAGAAUAUACAUCCAUGAGUGAGACAUGCAUGUCUGUUCUGUGUUGCAUUUCUAUCUGCAAUUUUUUUCAACUUUUGCAUCCUGCUGAAUAAGCACCUGAUGCUUUGAUGAUCGGUUGUCAUUUUUAAUGUGUAUAGUUUGAUUUGGAGUUUAAUUUUGUUGGGAUGAAUGGAUGCACCCUCGUCUAUUGCCCUUUAUUGUUGUACAAAAUCUUUGCCAUGCCGAGUGAGCUAUUGGAUGUAGGGUUUGGCCCAAAUAGCACCCUAUUCCCUAUAGAGUGCACUACUUUUGACCAGAGCCUUAUGGGCCAUGAUCAAAAGUAGUGCACAAGUUUAGAGAAUAGGGUGCCAUUUGGGCUAUAGACUCUAUUCUUGGUGCCCUUUUUAAGUGAAGGCUUCUAUGAACAGCAGGUGGAAUGUGUUUAUAACUCGAAAGAGAAACUAUGGCAACCACUGAACUUUUGUGUUUUGUCAGUUAAUUAAUUUGCAUACAUGUUUGCUAGCUAAAUUUGAUAGUUUAUUUCAGUUUGUUUUGAUAUUGUAAAUGCAGGGCAGGUAUUUUGGGGGAGGGGGGUUUCAUAAGUUCAGGGAAAGAGUGGUUGUCUCAAAUAGCACCCUAUUCCCUAUAUAGGCCUAGUGCAUUACUUUUGUACUGCACUAUAUAGGGAAUCGGGUGCUAUUUGAGAUGCAAGAAAUAUAAUCUUGAAAACUAGGUCAUUUCUAGCAGAACCAUUGCACGCUUUUAAGUUGUUUUUAAAAGAUGUACAAAAGAUCUGAAUAUGUUAUAAGCCAAGCAGGGCCUUUUGAAAAUGACUUCUCUUCCUCUUUUGAGACCCAUUGAAUCCACACCUACCAUCCAAGAUCCAUCCAGCUUUCUUUUGGAGAUAAUUCUGGGGUUGGUUGAAAGAUAAUUCUGGGGUUUGGGUUACAUGAGGAUUUGGGGUUGGUUAAAAGAUAGUUCUGGGGUUUGGGUUACAUGAGGAUUUGGGGUUGGUUAAAAGAUAGUUCUGGGGUUUGGGUUACAUGAGGAUUUGGGGUUGGUUAAAAGAUAGUUCUGGGGUUUGGGUUACAUGAGGAUUUGGGGUUGGUCAAAAGAUAGUUCUGGGGUUUGGGUUACAUGAGGAUUUGGGGUUGGUUAAAAUAUAAUUCUGGGGUUUGGGUUACAUGAGGAUUUGGGGUUGGUCAAAAGAUAGUUCUGGGGUUUGGGUUACAUGAGGAUUUGGGGUUGGUUAAAAGAUAGUUCUGGGGUUUGGGUUACAUGAGGAUUUGGGGUUGGUUGAAAGAUAGUCCAGCUAGUUUUUGUCACUGUUACACCACUGCAUAAUCUAAUUACAGUUUUUUAAAAUACUUUGGUGCAGUUUUCACAAGUAUGUGGUACAUUUCCAAAACUCUUAGUACAAAACAGAUCAUCAAAAAGCCAGUUGUUUCAAAACUCUAAACACAUUUUCAAUUGACUAAGUACUACACAAAUUCAUAGUCACUCUUUCACCAAACUUAAUCAGUGUUUCAUUUAGAAAUACGUUUCACAUUGCAAUACAUGUUAAUAUAAAGUAAUUGCCUUUCACAAUGCAAUGCUCACAUUACUUUUGUUAAAAUACAUUUUACUAUUACUUAAUCCAACUGCUCUUAAUCACUGAUCACUUAAACGUUUGGUAAACCUAUAGAACGUUUGGUAAACGGAUAGAUUUUACAUGUAAACUGGUUUGUCUACUACAGAUUUUGAGAACUAAAUAAUGAAAAUGGAUGUCUGUAAAGUAGAAACAUAAAAAGUAUGCUAUAUAUAUAUAUAUAUAUACUCAAAUGUACUACAAUGACUAUGCAGCAAAAUGCUUGAGUUUCUAGCUCCUACAGUGCAGUAAUACAAUAACAAUACGCAAAUAAUCCAGAAAGUCCAAAACAAUAAAUAAAUGCUUCACUAAAAUUG